Cylicocyclus nassatus is the source of this 569-nucleotide messenger RNA. The record is from the annotation of a GenBank genome assembly. Lineage: Eukaryota; Metazoa; Nematoda; Chromadorea; Rhabditida; Strongylidae.
GCAUGUAGAUGACGUAAGCAUAGCACGUUGAUGCUUGAAAAAGGACUACUAGUGGAAGCUUACGCAGAUUUGCUCUGAGUAUUUAAAGCGAAAAUGAGAAUGAUUAAACAAAAAUGAGGCAAUUUUACAUACUCCUUGUUGUUCUGACUGCAGUGUCCUCUUAUAAUCAACUAGCUGAAUACAAGUGCAAGUCGAAGCUUUACGCACAAGGAGAAAUUAAAUUGUCACUGUUCAACUUCCGAAUGAGGAAAUUGCUGCAAAAAUAUUUAGGCAAACUGGAGUACACAUGCAAUAUGGCUGAGCUGGCGAUGAUAUAUCUGAUGCAAGGUUCAACUAUGGACUCUGACCGCAUGCCUGCUCUUGUACUCACUGUCCAAACAGGCAUGAAACAGACCACGCCAACUUCACUUGCGGACUUAGUGGUGAAUGAAAAUCGAAAGAUCAUCAUUCAGGAACGAAAACGACUAUUGCGGAUGAGAUAUUUUGGAUGCGGAUUCCUUCGCAAAACCUAUACCGCUCAAGUCUUGUGUUUCUUCACUACGCACAAUCCCAAUAGUAACAACUUUUGA